Molecule: messenger RNA, 597 nt
Organism: Monosiga brevicollis MX1
Lineage: Eukaryota; Choanoflagellata; Craspedida; Salpingoecidae
Exons: 6
Coding region: 1-549 (182 amino acids)
Biological process (GO): protein neddylation
Cellular component (GO): nucleus
Molecular function (GO): NEDD8 transferase activity
Source: RefSeq, a predicted model, not a curated record
AUGAUCAAGUUGUUUUCCCUCAAGCAACAGAAGCAAGAGGCCGAGGCUGCCGGUCAAGCCAGCGGCUCCCGUACCUCCGCUGCCCAGCUCCGAGCCACCAAAGACCACAAUGAGCUGCAAGUGCCGUCGUCGUGCAAGCUGGAAUUUGACGACCCAGAUGACCUCAUGAACUUUCGCCUCAUCCUCCGCCCCACCGAAGGUUUUUACCGUGGGGGCCGUUUCCAAUUCACCUUCAACGUCGGCCGCAACUACCCGCACGAACCUCCCAAAGUUCACUGUGACACCAAGAUCUACCACCCGAACAUUGAUCUCGAGGGGGCCAUUUGCCUGAACAUUCUGCGUGAGGACUGGAAGCCCGUCCUCAACCUGCAGUCAGUCAUCUACGGCCUCAUGUUUCUCUUCCUCGAGCCCAAUGACAGCGACCCCCUGAACAAGGAUGCUGCGCAAGUCAUGCACUCUGAUCGCUCCCAGUUUGAAAGAAAUGUUCGCCGUGCCAUGCAGGGCGGAAGCAUUGGUGGCGAAACGUUCGAAUACUGCAUGGACAAGUAGAUUGACCGUUCCCUGCUUGGAGACGUCGUUGCUGACAGUUUCCGCUCG